This is a messenger RNA of Erpetoichthys calabaricus (reedfish), 22424 nucleotides long. It is a transcript of the gene ahnak, whose product is annotated as AHNAK nucleoprotein. Gene Ontology annotation, cellular component: costamere; nucleus; cytoplasm. The transcript has 12 exons. Gene Ontology annotation, molecular function: protein binding. Gene Ontology annotation, biological process: regulation of RNA splicing. The record is from RefSeq and is a predicted model, not a curated record. NCBI's taxonomy places the organism in Eukaryota, Metazoa, Chordata, Cladistia, Polypteriformes, Polypteridae. The coding region runs from base 430 to 21537 and encodes 7035 amino acids.
GCCAUUCUCCACUUUCAGAGCCUGGAGUUACAACUAUACAGACUUGGAGAGGAGAGGCACAGCUCACCAUAGCAAACUAAGGGAGACACGGCAACAGAUUGUUGGGUGGAGGCGCACAGGGUGCCUUUCUAAACUGGGGAAACGGGACUCGCAGCUGAGGAUGAGAGCCUGGACACUUUAAACAUAAGAAGGUUCUUGAGGGGAGACGAACAAUUUUGUUUUAUCAUUUUUUGCUGCUUCAGUGGCGUGGGUGGCUCAGUGGAUGAAUCCAGCUUUUGACUAACAAGACAUUUCUGGAAUUGGUGAUUGCUGAAAAUGUUGUUGCUGUUUUUCAGGCAGUGGCGGGACCUGAUCCAAGGCUGACGGGGAUCCAGUGUUUCCUUUUUCUGAACAGUGCAUUUGUGUGCAGGUACCUAAAAAGAGAAGAAGAUGGCAGAAGAAGAAGAUACUCGGGAAGUGUUGUUUCCUGAUUGGAUGGGCCCUGACAAGCAUGGGCUUACCAUUGAACAAACCAGCGAGGGAGAGAUUUAUGUGAAGGAGGUGAAGAAUGAGUCACCUGCCGGCAAGACUGGGAAGGUGCACCAAGGAGAUCAAAUCGUGGGAGCAACCAUCUACUUUGAGAACAUGAGCUCAGAGGAGACAUCAGAGCUCUUGAAAACUUUGAAUCGGCAUACAGUAGGACUGAAGCUGCAGCGCAAAGGAGACAAGUCACCAUGUCGCUCCCCUGGACCAGGGAUGGCCUGGGAAGGAAGCAGUCAAUUUGGAGGCUCAAGCCCUGACAUUGUUCUGAGUGGGGAUGAUGAAGAUUACAGGCGUCUAUACACAAAGAAGAUUAAACCUCGACUGAAGUCUGAAGAUUUGACAGAAAGUCCUGAUUCACAGAGUGAAAGACAUAGCAGUACCAUCACAGUGACACGAAAAGUUACAACGUACACGGUUGAUGUGUCUGGAUCUAAAGAUAUUGAUGUUACUAGUCCGGAGUUCAAAGUCAAAGUUCCAAGACGGGAAGGAUCAGAAAGCUCAGCAAUGGAUAUUGACACAAAAUUUUCAGUUUCUAAAAGCAGCAUCCCCCAAAUCAACCUUGGAGGAAAGACAAUAAUAGAAAAAAGUUUAGACACUAGAGGAAGGUCAAAUAUUCGCCUGGAAGGAAGUGGCAUCAGAGAAAUUAGAAGCUCAACAUUUAAAACGGAUGUUGGCGGUCACAGUAUCGAAGGAUUAGAUGGCAAAUCAAUGAAAUUCUCAGUUCCUGGAAUUCAAAUAUCUGAAUCUAAUGUACAUGGGCCAGAUGGCAGUGCUGAUUUUGCUGGAUCAAACAUUGGAUUCAAUGCUUCACGAGUCUCCACCGACAGUGACACUAGAGUCCCUGGUGGAAAAGUUACAGUGACUGAAACAUUCAGAUAUACCACUAAAGGAGGCACAAUAGACAUGCCCUCUGCAGACAUGCAAAAAUCCAAACGAAGUGAACAUGAUAUUACUGUCUCGUUACCGGAAAUGACUGCAAAUGCUAAAGAUCUAAGUGGUGAUAUACACAGUUCUGGAAUCACCAUUGAAGGGCAUAAAGGCAAAAUUGGUUUGAUUUCAUAUGAACUUUCUGGAGGCAAAGAAAGCAGUAAAAUGGAUGUGACAAUGCCUCAAGUAAAAUCUGCCAUAAAAGAUCCAAAGAUGCAAAGUGAUGGCAGUGUAAGUCUGGGAUCCUACCAUAUCAGCAGAGGUUCUAAGGAAACUGAAGGCGAGUCAAAAUCAACAGAAUUUACUGUGUCAGGAGGAGAUAUUCAUGGAGGAAUAAUUGAUACAAAGGGAUCUAAAGUUUCAGUGACAUCUACCUUUUCAACUGCUGAUAUUAAAGUUUCAGAUAAAAUAAUUUCGUCAUCAGAAAUCAAUGUUAAAGGACCAGGUGCUCCAGCACACUCAGGAGAUAUUUCACUUAAAGAUAUAAGUAUUAAUGUCAAAGAAGGUUUUGCUUUACCUAAGACAGAAGGUGACAUUAAAAACCUAGAGUUUAAAGUUGAAGAGUCCUCAGCCAAAAUUAAAGGACCAUUCUUGAAUGUCUCAGAAAUGUCAUCAUCGAAAAUCUCAACUUCUGGCAUGAAAACAGACAUUACAUGUCCAGAAUUAGACAUUAAAGGUCCUGCCAUGUCUACUGGGGGAUCUAAUAUUGACAUUAAAGGGUCACAAACAGGAACUACUGUUCCUAAAAUUGGUAUUAAAGGAUACACAAUUCAUGCCCCAAAUGUUGAUGUAAAAAUACCUAGAGGAAAAGUGGAUAUUGAUGAUUCUAAUAUUAGUACUGGAAAUAUUGCAAUUAUGGGGCACUCAGAUGCCACAGUUACAAUUCCAACAAUUUCAAACACUGAAGGGAGUAUUACAAUUCCAAAUGUAGAGAUACAAGGAGGUAAUAUGAAUGUUGAGAUGCCCAAAAUAGAUACUGAAGCAAUGGAAGGUGGAUUAAAAGUGUCCAAAAUUUCCACUCCAGAAAUUCAUGGUGAUAUUAAAGUGCCUAAUGUAGAUAUAAAAGUAAACAAAAUGAAAAUAGAAGGCCCUGAAACUGGAAUUGCAGGUCCAGAAGGUGGAUUCAGAAUGCCAGCAUUGGUGAAGGGUGACAUUAAAGGUCCAAAGAUAGACAUUAAAAGUCGAGAUGUAAAUGUUGAAGGCCCAGCCAUUGACACUGAGAUAGCAGCGGGUGGAUUCAAAAUGCCCACAGUGAAAAUGCCGACAUUUGGAAUCAAAGGACCUAAAAUAGAAAGUCCAGAUAUAAAUGUGAAGAUGCCAAAAGGAGACAUUACCAUCCAUGCCCCAGAGAUUAAAGGUGGCAUCAAAGCUCCAAGGUUAGAUGCAAAGGGUCCCGAUGUGAAAAUGGAUGCACCUGCUGUGAACAUCGAAAGUGCAAAAGGGGGUUUCAAAAUGCCCACAUGUGGAAUUAAAGGAACCACAGUUGAGACCCCACAAUUAGAAAUACAGCUCCCUAAGGGUGACAUAUCUGUUCCAAAUGUAGAAGGCAAUAUCAGAGCUCCAAAGGUUGACAUUGAGGUGCCAGAUGUUGAAAUGGAAGGACCUGAAGGUAAAAUUAAGGGACCCAUAUUUAAAAUGCCUACAAUAUCUGCACCUAAAGUCUCCAUGCCUGACAUAGAUCUCAAUCUGAAAGGGCCAAAGAUUAAAGGAGACUUGGAUGAUUCUGUUCCAAUGGUAGAAGGUAAUCUCAAAGCUCCAAAAAUUGGCAUUAAAGGGCCAGAAGUUGAAGGACCAGGGAGUAAAAUUAAAGGAUCUGGACUGAAAAUGCCUACCAUAUCUGCACCAAGAAUUACAAUGCCUGAUGUUGACUUUAACAUGAAAGGCCCAAAACUAAAGGGAGAUGUGGAUGUUUCCAUCCCAAAACUGGAGCAUGAUAUUCAAGGUCCAAAUAUAGACAUUAAAAGUCCAGAGGUAAAUGUUAAGGGCCUUACCAUUGACACUGAGAUAGCAGAGGGUGGGUUCAAAAUGCCCAAAGUGAAAAUGCCUACAGUUGGAGUCAAAGGACCUAACAUUGAAGGUCCAGAUAUAGAUGUGAAGAUACCAAAAGGAGACUUUGACAUCCAUGGCCCAAAAAUUAAGGGUGACAUCAAAUCUCCAAAGUUAGAUGUAAAAUGUCCAGAUGUAAAAAUGGAAGCUCUGGAUAUUAACAUUGAAAGUGCAGAAGGGGGUUUCAAAAUGCCAAAAAUUAAAAUGCCUACAUUUGGAAUGAAAGGACCUAAAGUUGACAGUCCAGAAUUAGAAGUAAAGCUUCCUAAAGGUGAUAUUGGCAUUUCUGGUCCAAGCCUACAAGGUGAUAUCAAAGCUCCAAAAGUUGGCAUUGAAGUACCAGAUGUGGAUAUUGAAGGACCUGAAGGAAAAAUCAAGGAACCCAAAUUUAAAAUGCCUACAAUAUCUGUGCCUGAUAUAGAUAUCAACUUGAAAGGUCCGAAGUUAAAGGGAGAUGUGGAUGUUUCAGUUCCAAAGAUAGAGGGUGAUAUCAAAGCACCAAAAAUUGACUUUGAAGGUCCAGAAGUUGAAAUAGAAGGACCAGAUGGUAAAGUCAAAGGUCCUGGAAUGAAAAUGCCUACAAUAUCGGCACCAAAGAUCUCCAUGCCUGAUAUAGAUCUCAAUCUGAAAGGGCCAAAGGUUAAAGGAGAUGUGGAUGUUUCUGUUCCAAAGAUUGAAAGUGAUAUUAAAACUUCAAAUAUAGACAUACAGGGUCCAGAAAUUAAUAUUGAGAAGCCUGAUAUUGACAUUGAAGCAAGUGAAGGUGGAUUUAAACUCCCCAAAUUCAAAAUGCCUAAAUUUGGUAUGAAAGGCCCUAAAACGGAAGUACCAGAUAUCGAUGUUAAAUCACCAAAAGGAGAUAUUAAAGUUUCAGGUUCAAAAGUUGAAUAUGAUAUUAAAACAACAAAAGUAGACAUAAAGGGCACCGACAUGAAUAUUGAGGCACCUGAGAUUGACAUAGAAGGAAAUGAAGGUGGAUUUAAAAUGCCAAAACUUCGAAUGCCUAAGUUUGGAAUGAAAGGGCCAAAACCUGAAGGCCCAGAUGUAGAUGUAAAAUUACCUAAAGAGGCUAUUACUAUUCAUGCCCCUAAAAUUGAAGGUGACUUUAAAGCUCCAAAAGUAGAUAUUAAGGGCCCAGAAGUGAAAAUAGAAGGGCCUGGCACUGAUUUUGAAACAACAGAGGGAGGGUUCAAAUUGCCCAAAUUCAAAAUGCCCAAAUUUGGAAUGAAGGGGCCCAAAAUUGAAGGUGCAGAUAUAGAUACAAAACUUCCAAAGGAAGAAAUUGAUGUUUCUGGGCCAAGCGUAGAAGCUGAUAUGAAAGUUCCACAUGUUGAUGUUGAAGGGCCAGAAGUUGACAUUGAAGGGCCGGAAGGUAAAAUAAAGGGUCCAAAGUUCAAAAUGCCAAAAUUUGGAGUAAAAGGACCUAAAAUUGAAGGCCCUGAUAUAUAUGUAAAAUUACCCAAAGCAGACCUGGAUAUGUCUGUCCUGAAAAUAGAAGGUGGCAUAAAAGCUCCAGAAGCAGACAUAGAGGACCCCAAUUUAAACAUUCAAGGACCAGACAUUGAUAUUGAAGGCCCAGAAGGUGGCUUCAGAAUGCCCAAAUUGAAAAUGCCGAAGUUUGGAUUUAAAGGGCCUGAAGUAGAAGGUCCAGAAGUAGAUGCGAGCCUACCAAAGGGUCAUAUUGAUAUUUCUGGUCCAAGCAUUGGAGGUGAUAUUAAAGGACCCAAGGUUGACAUUGAAGGACCUGAAGGCAAAAUCAAGGGUCCAAAAUUCAAAAUGCCUAAGAUUUCCAGUCCAAAUAUAUCUAUGCCUGACAUAGACCUUAACCUGAAAGGACCAAAAUUAAAAGGAGAUGUUGAUGUUUCAGUUCCAAAAAUUGAAGGUGACCUUCAUGCACCAAAAGUGGAUAUUAAAGGAGCUGAUAUGAAUAUUGAAGGACCAGAUGUUAACAUUGAAGGACCUGAGGGAGGAUUCAAAAUGCCAAAGUUCAAAAUGCCAAAAUUUGGAAUGAAAGGCCCUAAACUUGAAGGCCCUGAUAUAGAUGUAAAAUUACCAAAAGGGAACAUGGAUGUGUCUGGACCUAACCUAGAUAUUAAAGGGCCUGAAGUUGACAUUGAAGGGCCUGAAGGCAAAAUUAAAGGUCCUACAUUCAAAAUGCCUACUGUUUCUGCACCAAAGAUUGCAAUGCCUGAUUUAGAUCUUCAUUUGAAAGGGCCAAAGGUUAAAGGAGAUGUGGAUGUUUCUGUUCCAAAGAUAGAGGGUGACAUCAAAGCACCAAAAGUUGAUAUUGAAGGUCCGGAAGUUGACAUUGAAGGACCCGAAGGUAAAAUCAAAGGCCCUAAAUUCAAAAUGCCGAAAUUUUCUGCACCAAAGAUUUCGAUGCCUGAUAUUGAUCUCAACCUGAAAGGUCCAAAACUAAAGGGUGAUGUGGAUGUUUCAGUUCCCAAGAUAGAGGGAGAUAUUGAAGGGCCAGAUGUUGACAUUGAAGGACCGGAAGGCAAAAUCAAGGGGCCUAAAUUCAAAAUGCCACCAAUUUCUGCUCCAAAGAUUUCAAUGCCUGAUAUUGACUUCAACCUGAGAGGCCCCAAAGUAAAGGGUGAUGUGGAUGUGUCAGUUCCAAAGAUAGAGGGAGAUAUCAAAGGACCCAAGGUUGACAUUGAAGGGCCAGAUGUUAACAUUGAAGGCCCUGAAGGUAAAAUCAAGGGCCCUAAAUUCCAAAUGCCAAAAAUUUCUGCACCAAAGAUUUCUAUGCCUGAUUUUGAUCUCAACCUGAAAGGUCCAAAACUAAAGGGUGAUGUGGAUGUUUCAGUUCCAAAGAUAGAGGGAGAUAUCAAAGGGCCGAAACUUGACAUUGAAGGGACAGAUGUUAACAUUGAAGGCCCUGAAGGCAAAAUCAAGGGCCCUAAAUUCCAAAUGCCCAAAAUUUCUGCACCAAAGAUUUCGAUGCCUGAUAUUGAUCUCAACCUGAAAGGUCCAAAACUAAAGAGUGAUGUGGAUGUUUCAGUUCCCAAGAUAGAGGGAGAUAUUGAAGGGCCAGAUGUUGACAUUGAAGGACCUGAAGGCAAAAUCAAGGGCCCUAAAUUCCAAAUGCCAAAAAUUUCUGCUCCAAAGAUUUCAAUGCCUGAUAUUGACUUCAACCUGAGAGGCCCGAAAGUAAAGGGUGAUGUGGAUGUGUCAGUUCCAAAGAUACAGGGAGAUAUUAAAGGACCCAAGGUUGACAUUGAAGGGCCAGAUGUUAACAUUGAAGGCCCUGAAGGCAAAAUCAAGGGCCCUAAAUUCCAAAUGCCAAAAAUUUCUACACCGAACAUUUCUAUGCCUGAUUUUGAUCUCAACCUGAAAGGCCCAAAACUAAAGGGUGAUGUGGAUGUUUCAGUUCCAAAGAUAGAGGGAGAUAUCAAAGGACCGAAGGUUGACAUUGAAGGGCCAGAUGUUGACAUUGAAGGACCCGAAGGUAAAAUCAAGGGCCCUAAAUUCCAAAUGCCAAAAAUUUCUGCUCCAAAGAUUUCGAUGCCUGAUAUUGACUUCAACCUGAGAGGCCCCAAAGUAAAGGGUGAUGUGGAUGUGUCAGUUCCAAAGAUAGAGGGAGAUAUUAAAGGACCCAAGGUUGACAUUGAAGGGCCAGAUGUUGACAUUGAAGGACCCGAAGGUAAAAUCAAAGGUUCGAAAUUCAAAAUGCCAAAAAUUUCUGCACCAAAGAUUUCAAUGCCUGAUAUUGAUCUUAACCUGAAAGGUCCAAAACUAAAGGGUGAUAUAGAUGUUUCAGUUCCCAAGAUAGAGGGAGAUAUUAAAGGACCGAAGGUUGAUAUUGAAGGGCCAGAUGUUGACAUUGAAGGACCUGAAGGCAAAAUCAAGGGCCCUAAAUUCCAAAUGCCAAAAAUUUCUGCUCCAAAGAUUUCAAUGCCUGAUAUUGACUUCAACCUAAGAGGCCCCAAAGUAAAGGGUGAUGUGGAUGUGUCAGUUCCAAAGAUAGAGGGAGAUAUUAAAGGACCCAAAGUUGACAUUGAAGGGCCACAAGUUGACAUUGAAGGACCCGAAGGCAAAAUCAAGGGCCCUAAAUUCCAAAUGCCAAAAAUUUCUGCACCAAAGAUUUCUAUGCCUGAUUUUGAUCUCAACCUGAAGGGUCCAAAACUAAAGGGUGAUGUGGAUGUUUCAGUUCCAAAGAUAGAGGGAGAUAUUGAAGGGCCAGAUGUUGAUAUUGAAGGACCCGAAGAUGUUGAUAUUGAAGGACCCGAAGGUAAAAUCAAGGGCCCUAAAUUCCAAAUGCCAAAAAUUUCUGCACCAAAGAUUUCGAUGCCUGAUAUUGAUCUCAACCUGAAAGGUCCAAAACUAAAAGGUGAUGUGGAUGUUUCAGUUCCAAAGAUAGAGGGAGAUAUCAAAGGACCCAAGGUUGACAUUGAAGGGCCAGAUGUUGACAUUGAAGGACCCGAAGGUAAAAUCAAGGGCCCUAAAUUCAAAAUGCCAAAAAUUUCUGCACCAAAGAUUUCAAUGCCUGAUAUUGAUCUCAACCUGAAAAGUCCAAAACUAAAGGGUGAUGUGGAUGUUUCAGUUCCCAAGAUAGAGGGAGAUAUUAAAGGACCGAAGGUUGAUAUUGAAGGGCCAGAUGUUGACAUUGAAGGACCUGAAGGCAAAAUCAAGGGUCCUAAAUUCCAAAUGCCAAAAAUUUCUGCUCCAAAGAUUUCAAUGCCUGAUAUUGACUUCAACCUAAGAGGCCCCAAAGUAAAGGGUGAUGUGGAUGUGUCAGUUCCAAAGAUAGAGGGAGAUAUUAAAGGACCCAAAGUUGACAUUGAAGGGCCACAUGUUGACAUUGAAGGACCCGAAGGCAAAAUCAAGGGCCCUAAAUUCCAAAUGCCAAAAAUUUCUGCACCAAAUAUUUCUAUGCCUGAUUUUGAUCUCAACCUGAAGGGUCCAAAACUAAAGGGUGAUGUGGAUGUUUCAGUUCCAAAGAUAGAGGGAGAUAUUGAAGGGCCAGAUGUUGAUAUUGAAGGACCCGAAGGUAAAAUCAAAGGUUCGAAAUUCAAAAUGCCAAAAAUUUCUGCACCAAAGAUUUCGAUGCCUGAUAUUGAUCUCAACCUGAAAGGUCCAAAACUAAAAGGUGAUUUGGAUGUUUCAGUUCCAAAGAUAGAGGGAGAUAUUAAAGGACCCAAGGUUGACAUUGAAGGGCCAGAUGUUGACAUUGAAGGACCCGAAGGUAAAAUCAAGGGCCCUAAAUUCAAAAUGCCAAAAAUUUCUGCACCAAAGAUUUCAAUGCCUGAUAUUGAUCUCAACCUGAAAGGUCCAAAACUAAAGGGUGAUGUGGAUGUUUCAGUUCCCAAGAUAGAGGGAGAUAUUAAAGGACCGAAGGUUGAUAUUGAAGGGCCAGAUGUUGACAUUGAAGGACCUGAAGGCAAAAUCAAGGGCCCUAAAUUCCAAAUGCCAAAAAUUUCUGCACCAAAGAUUUCUAUGCCUGAUUUUGAUCUCAACCUGAAAGGUCCAAAACUAAAGGGUGAUGUGGAUGUUUCAGUUCCAAAGAUAGAGGGAGAUAUCAAAGGACCGAAGGUUGACAUUGAAGGACCCGAAGGUAAAAUCAAGGGCCCUAAAUUCCAAAUGCCAAAAAUUUCUGCUCCAAAGAUUUCAAUGCCUGAUUUUGAUCUCAACCUGAAAGGUCCAAAACUAAAGGGUGAUGUGGAUGUGUCAGUUCCAAAGAUAGAGGGAGAUAUUAAAGGACCCAAGGUUGACAUUGAAGGGCCAGAUGUUGACAUUGAAGGACCUGAAGGUAAAAUCAAGGGCCCUAAAUUCCAAAUGCCAAAAAUUUCUGCUCCAAAGAUUUCAAUGCCUGAUAUUGACUUCAACCUGAGAGGCCCCAAAGUAAAGGGUGAUGUGGAUGUGUCAGUUCCAAAGAUAGAGGGAGAUAUUAAAGGACCCAAGGUUGACAUUGAAGGGCCAGAUGUUGACAUUGAAGGACCCGAAGGUAAAAUCAAAGGUUCGAAAUUCAAAAUGCCAAAAAUUUCUGCACCAAAGAUUUCAAUGCCUGAUAUUGAUCUUAACCUGAAAGGUCCAAAACUAAAGGGUGAUGUGGAUGUUUCAGUUCCCAAGAUAGAGGGAGAUAUUGAAGGGCCAGAUGUUGAUAUUGAAGGACCCGAAGGUAAAAUCAAGGGCCCUAAAUUCCAAAUGCCAAAAAUUUCUGCACCAAAGAUUUCGAUGCCUGAUAUUGAUCUCAACCUGAAAGGUCCAAAACUAAAAGGUGAUUUGGAUGUUUCAGUUCCAAAGAUAGAGGGAGAUAUCAAAGGACCCAAGGUUGACAUUGAAGGGCCAGAUGUUGACAUUGAAGGACCCGAAGGUAAAAUCAAGGGCCCUAAAUUCAAAAUGCCAAAAAUUUCUGCACCAAAGAUUUCAAUGCCUGAUAUUGAUCUCAACCUGAAAGGUCCAAAACUAAAGGGUGAUGUGGAUGUUUCAGUUCCCAAGAUAGAGGGAGAUAUUAAAGGACCGAAGGUUGAUAUUGAAGGGCCAGAUGUUGACAUUGAAGGACCUGAAGGCAAAAUCAAGGGCCCUAAAUUCCAAAUGCCAAAAAUUUCUGCUUCAAAGAUUUCAAUGCCUGAUAUUGACUUCAACCUGAGAGGCCCCAAAGUAAAGGGUGAUGUGGAUGUGUCAGUUCCAAAGAUAGAGGGAGAUAUUAAAGGACCCAAAGUUGACAUUGAAGGGCCACAUGUUGACAUUGAAGGACCCGAAGGCAAAAUCAAGGGCCCUAAAUUCCAAAUGCCAAAAAUUUCUGCACCAAAGAUUUCUAUGCCUGAUUUUGAUCUCAACCUGAAAGGUCCAAAACUAAAGGGUGAUGUGGAUGUUUCAGUUCCAAAGAUAGAGGGAGAUAUCAAAGGACCGAAGGUUGACAUUGAAGGACCCGAAGGUAAAAUCAAGGGCCCUAAAUUCCAAAUGCCAAAAAUUUCUGCUCCAAAGAUUUCAAUGCCUGAUUUUGAUCUCAACCUGAAAGGUCCAAAACUAAAGGGUGAUGUGGAUGUGUCAGUUCCAAAGAUAGAGGGAGAUAUUAAAGGACCUAAGGUUGACAUUGAAGGGCCAGAUGUUGACAUUGAAGGACCUGAAGGUAAAAUCAAGGGCCCUAAAUUCCAAAUGCCAAAAAUUUCUGCUCCAAAGAUUUCAAUGCCUGAUAUUGACUUCAACCUGAGAGGCCCCAAAGUAAAGGGUGAUGUGGAUGUGUCAGUUCCAAAGAUAGAGGGAGAUAUUAAAGGACCCAAGGUUGACAUUGAAGGGCCAGAUGUUGACAUUGAAGGACCCGAAGGUAAAAUCAAAGGUUCGAAAUUCAAAAUGCCAAAACUUUCUGCACCAAAGAUUUCAAUGCCUGAUAUUGAUCUUAACCUGAAAGGUCCAAAACUAAAGGGUGAUAUAGAUGUUUCAGUUCCCAAGAUAGAGGGAGAUAUUAAAGGACCGAAGGUUGACAUUGAAGGGCCAGAUGUUGACAUUGAAGGACCUGAAGGCAAAAUCAAGGGCCCUAAAUUCCUAAUGCCAAAAAUUUCUGCUCCAAAGAUUUCAAUGCCUGAUAUUGACUUCAACCUGAGAGGCCCCAAAGUAAAGGGUGAUGUGGAUGUUUCAGUUCCAAAGAUAGAGGGAGAUAUCAAAGGACCCAAGGUUGACAUUGAAGGGCCAGAUGUUGACAUUGAAGGACCCGAAGGUAAAAUCAAAGGUCCGAAAUUCAAAAUGCCAAAAAUUUCUGCACCAAAGAUUUCAAUGCCUGAUAUUGAUCUUAACCUGAAAAGUCCAAAACUAAAGGGCGAUGUGGAUGUUUCAGUUCCCAUGAUAGAGGGAGAUAUUGAAGGGCCAGAUGUUGACAUUGAAGGACCUGAAGGUAAAAUCAUAGGUCCGAAAUUCAAAAUGCCAAAAAUUUCUGCACCAAAGAUUUCAAUGCCUGAUAUUGAUCUCAAACUGAAAGGUCCAAAACUACAGGGUGAUGUGGAUGUUUUAGUUCCCAAGAUAGAAGGAGAUAUUGAAGGGCCAGAUGUUGACAUUGAAGGACCUGAAGGCAAAAUCAAGGGCCCUAAAUUCCAAAUGCCAUCAAUUUCUGCUCCAAAGAUUUCAAUGCCUGAUAUUGACUUCAACCUGAAAGGCCCCAAAGUAAAGGGUGAUGUGGAUGUUUCAGUUCCAAAGAUAGAGGGAGAUAUCAAAGGACCCAAGGUUGACAUUGAAGGGCCAGAUGUUGACAUUGAAGGACCCGAAGGUAAAAUCAAGGGCCCUAAAUUCAAAAUGCCCAAAAUUUCUGCACCAAAGAUUUCGAUGCCUGAUUUUGAUCUCAACCUGAAAGGUCCAAAACUAAAGGGUGAUGUGGAUGUUUCAGUUCCAAAGAUAGAGGGAGAUAUCAAAGGACCCAAGGUUGACAUUGAAGGGCCAGAUGUUGACAUUGAAGGCCCUGAAGGUAAAAUCAAGGGCCCUAAAUUCAAAAUGCCAAAAAUUUCUGCACCAAAUAUUUCUAUGCCUGAUAUUGAUCUCAACUUGAAAGGUCCAAAACUAAAGAGUGAUGUGGUUGUUUCAAUUCCCAAGAUUGAGGGAGAUAUUAAAGGACCCAAGGUUGACAUUGAAGGGCCAGAUGUUGACAUUGAAGGACCCGAAGGUAAAAUCAAGGGCCCUAAAUUCAAAAUGCCAAAAAUUUCUGCACCAAAGAUUUCGAUGCCUGAUAUUGAUCUCAACCUGAAAGGUCCAAAACUAAAGGGUGAUGUGGAUGUUUCAGUUCCCAAGAUAGAGGGAGAUAUUAAAGGACCGAAGGUUGACAUUGAAGGCCCAGAUUUUGAUAUUGAAGGACCUGAUGGUAAAAUCAAGGGCCCUACAUUCAAAAUGCCAUCAAUUUCUGCUCCAAAGAUUUCAAUGCCUGAUAUUGACUUCAACCUAAAAGGUCCAAAACUUAAGAGUGAUGUGGAUGUUUCAGUUCCAAAGAUAGAGGGAGAUAUUGAAGGACCAAAGGUUGACAUUGAAGGGCCAGAUGUUGACAUUGAAGCACCAGAAGGAGGAUUUAAAAUGCCAAAAUUUAAAAUGCCCAAGUUUGGAAUCAAAGGCCCUAAACUUGAAGGCCCAGAUAUAGAUGUAAAAUUACCAAAAGCAGACUUGGACAUUUCUGUUCCAAAAAUAGAAGGUAACAUAAAAGCUCCAAAAGUUGAUGUAGGCACUGAUUUGAACCUUCAGGGACCUGAUGUUAACAUAGAAGGACCAGAAGGUGGUUUUAAAAUGCCUAAAUUUAAAUUGCCCAAGUUUGGAAUCAAAGGACCUAAGGCAGAAGCUCCUGAUGUAGAUGUAAGCUUACCUAAAGGCAACAUUGAUAUAUCUGGUCCAAACAUAGAGUGUGAUGUGAAGGGACCUAAAGUGGACAUUGAAGGCCCGGAUUUUGAUAUUGAGGGACCUGAUGGUAAAAUAAAGGGUCCUAAAUUCAAAAUGGGAACAGUUUCUGGACCAAAGAUAUCUAUGCCUGAUAUUGAUUUCAAUUUGAAGUCACCAAAGCUGAAAGGAGACAUGGAUGUUUCGGGGCCAAAGUUUGAAGGUGAUAUAAAAUCUCCAAAGUUAGAUGUCAAAGGUCCAGAUAUGAGUAUAAGUUCACCAACUUUUGAUGUCAAAGGUCAUGAGGGUGGUUUUAAAAAGCCCAAAUUCAAAAUGCCAAAAUUUGGCUUUAAAGGUUCUAAGGCUGAAAGCCCAGAUAUUGAUGUAAAACUGCCUAAAGGAGAUAUAAAUGUAUCUGGCCCAAAAAUUGAAGGAGACAUAAGGAGCCCAGUGGUUGAUAUUGAAGGGCCUGAUGUGGAAAUUGAGAGCCCAGAUGCUAAAAUAAAAGGUCCAAAGUUCAAGAUGCCCAAGAUAUCAAUGCCUGAUGUGGAAUUUAAUGUGAAAAGCCCAAAGUUAAAAGGAGAAGCCGAUAUUUCAAGUCCCAAGAUUGAAGGUGAUAUAAAAUCUCCAAAAUUUGACAUCAGAACACCUGAUCUUGAAGGGCCAGAUAUUGACAUCAAAGGACAUGAGGGAGGUUUCAAAAUGCCCAAAUUUAAAAUGCCAAAAUUUGGAUUUAAAGGCUCUACAAUUGAAGGCCCAAGUGUAGAUGUAAAUCUGCCUAAAGCAAAUGUUGAUGUUACUGGUCCAACAUUUGAAGGUGAUAUCAAAGAGCCUAAAGUGGAGAUGGAAGGGCCAGAUGUUGACAUUGAAGGACCUGAGGGUAAAAUCAAAGGGCCUAAGUUUAAAAUACCUAACAUUUCUGGACCAAAGAUCUCAAUGCCUGAUAUAGACAUCAACUUAAAAGGACCAAAAGUGAAAGGAGACAUUAAUGCCUCAGUUCCUAAAGUAGAAGGAGAUAUUAAAAUUGAAGGACCAGAUAUGGAUAUUGAUGGGCCAGAAGGUAAACUUAAAGGACAUACGUUCAAAAUGCCAACAAUAUCUGGACCAAAUAUAUCUAUGCCCAAUAUUGACUUUAAUCUAAAAGGCCCAAAAUUAAAGGGAGACAUGGACAUUUCUGUUCCAACUGUAGAAGGAGAUAUUAAAGGACCAGAUGUCGGCAUUGAAGGUCCAGAGGGUGGAUUUAAAAUGCCAAAAUUAAAGAUGCCAAAAUUUGGAAUCAAGGGUCCUCAUAUAGAAGGUCUAGAUGUUGAUGUGAACUUGCCCAAAGCAGAUAUUGAUGUAUCUGGUCCAAAGAUGGAAGGGGAAAUUGAAGGACCUGAUAUUGACAUUGAAGGCCCAGAUGUUGACAUUGAAGGACCUGAGGGUAAAAUAAAAGGGCCUAAAUUCAAAAUGCCCAAAAUUUCAGGACCAAACAUAUCCAUGCCUGAUAUAGAUCUUAAUUUUAAAGGACCAAAACUAAAAGGAGACAUUGAUGUUUCAGCACCUAAGAUUGAAGGUGACCUUAAUUCUCCAAAAGCAGACAUUAAAGGACCUGAUAUGAAUAUUGAAGGGCCAGAUAUUAACAUUGAGGGACCUGAAGGUGGAUUCAAAAUGCCUAAAUUUAAAAUUCCUAAAUUUGGAGUAAAGGGACCUAAAAGUGAAGGUCCAGAUAUUGAUGUGAACUUGCCUGAAGCAGAAAUUGAUCUAUCUGGACCUAAAAUAGAAGGAGACAUUGAAGGACCUGAUGUUGACAUUGAAGGACCGGAGGGUAAAAUAAAGGGGCCAAAAUUCAAAAUGCCUAAAAUUACUGGUCCAAACCUCUCUAUGCCUGAUAUAGACCUGAAUCUGAAAGGACCAAAAUUGAAAGGAGAUGUUGAUGUUUCAGUUCCUAAAUUGGAAGGUGACAUUCAUGCACCAAAGAUGGAUAUUAAAGGACCUGAUAUGAGUAUUGAAGGACCUGAAGGUGGAUUCAAAAUGCCUAAAUUUAAAAUUCCUAAAUUUGGAGUAAAGGGACCUAAAGGUGAAGGUCCAGAUAUUGAUGUGAACUUGCCUGAAGCAGAAAUUGAUCUAUCUGGUCCAAAGAUAGAAGGUGAACUUGAGGGACCUGACAUUGAGUGCCCAGAAGGAAAAAUUAAAGGUCCCAAAUUCAAGAUGCCACACAUUUCUGGCCCAAAUAUAAAAAUGCCCCACAUGGAUUUCAAUCUGAAAGGGCCCAAGCUUAAGGGAGACAUGGAUGUUACAGGACCUAAAAUAGAAGGAGACAUUGAAGGACCUGAUGUUGACAUUGAAGGACCUGAGGGUAAAAUAAAGGGGCCAAAAUUCAAAAUGCCUAAAAUUACUGGUCCAAACCUCUCUAUGCCUGAUAUAGACCUGAAUCUGAAAGGACCAAAAUUGAAAGGAGAUGUUGAUGUUUCAGUUCCUAAAUUGGAAGGUGACAUUCAUGCACCAAAGAUGGAUAUUAAAGGACCUGAUAUGAGUAUUGAAGGACCUGAAGGUGGAUUCAAAAUGCCUAAAUUUAAAAUUCCUAAAUUUGGAGUAAAGGGACCUAAAGUUGAAGGUCCAGAUAUUGAUGUGAACUUGCCUGAAGCAGAAAUUGAUCUAUCUGGUCCAAAGAUAGAAGGUGAACUUGAGGGACCUGACAUUGAGUGCCCAGAAGGAAAAAUUAAAGGUCCCAAAUUCAAGAUGCCACACAUUUCUGGCCCAAAUAUAAAAAUGCCCCACAUGGAUUUCAAUCUGAAAGGGCCCAAGCUUAAGGGAGACAUGGAUGUUACAGGACCUAAAAUAGAAGGAGACAUUGAAGGACCUGAUGUUGACAUUGAAGGACCUGAGGGUAAAAUAAAGGGGCCAAAAUUCAAAAUGCCUAAAAUUACUGGUCCAAACCUCUCUAUGCCUGAUAUAGACCUGAAUCUGAAAGGACCAAAAUUGAAAGGAGAUGUUGAUGUUUCAGUUCCUAAAUUGGAAGGUGACAUUCAUGCACCAAAGAUGGAUAUUAAAGGACCUGAUAUGAGUAUUGAAGGACCUGAAGGAAAAAUUAAAGGUCCCAAAUUCAAGAUGCCACACAUUUCUGGCCCAAAUAUAAAAAUGCCCCACAUGGAUUUCAAUCUGAAAGGGCCCAAGCUUAAGGGAGACAUGGAUGUUACAGGACCUAAAAUAGAAGGAGACAUUGAAGGACCUGAUGUUGACAUUGAAGGACCUGAGGGUAAAAUAAAGGGGCCAAAAUUCAAAAUGCCUAAAAUUACUGGUCCAAACCUCUCUAUGCCUGAUAUAGACCUGAAUCUGAAAGGACCAAAAUUGAAAGGAGAUGUUGAUGUUUCAGUUCCAAAUUUUGAAGGUGACCUUCAUGCACCAAAAGUGGAUAUUAAAGGACCUGAUAUGAAUAUUGAAGGGCCAGAUGUUAACAUUGAAGGACCUGAAGGUGGAUUCAAAAUGCCCAAAUUUAAAGUGCCUAAGUUUGGAGUAAAGGGGCCCAAAUUUGGAGGUCCAGAUAUAGACGUGAACUUACCUAAAGCAGAUAUUGAUGUCUCCGGUCCAAAGAUAGAAGGUGAAAUAGAAUGUCCUGAGUUUGAGUGUCCAGAAGGAAAAAUUAAAGGUCCCAAAUUCAAGAUGCCACACAUUUCUGGCCCAAAUAUAAAAAUGCCCCACAUGGAUUUCAAUCUGAAAGGGCCCAAGCUUAAGGGAGACAUGGAUGUUACAGGACCUAAAAUAGAAGGAGACAUUGAAGGACCUGAUGUUGACAUUGAAGGACCUGAGGGUAAAAUAAAGGGGCCAAAAUUCAAAAUGCCUAAAAUUACUGGUCCAAACCUCUCUAUGCCUGAUAUAGACCUGAAUCUGAAAGGACCAAAAUUGAAAGGAGAUGUUGAUGUUUCAGUUCCUAAAUUGGAAGGUGACAUUCAUGCACCAAAGAUGGAUAUUAAAGGACCUGAUAUGAGUAUUGAAGGACCUGAAGGUGGAUUCAAAAUGCCUAAAUUUAAAAUUCCUAAAUUUGGAGUAAAGGGACCUAAAGGUGAAGGUCCAGAUAUUGAUGUGAACUUGCCUGAAGCAGAAAUUGAUCUAUCUGGUCCAAAGAUAGAAGGUGAACUUGAGGGACCUGAUAUUGAGUGCCCAGAAGGAAAAAUUAAAGGUCCCAAAUUCAAGAUGCCACACAUUUCUGGCCCAAAUAUAAAAAUGCCCCACAUGGAUUUUAAUCUGAAAGUGCCCAAGCUUAAGGGAGACAUGGAUGUUACAGGACCUAAAAUAGAAGGAGACAUUGAAGGACCUGAUGUUGACAUUGAAGGACCUGAGGGUAAAAUAAAGGGGCCAAAAUUCAAAAUGCCUAAAAUUACUGGUCCAAACCUCUCUAUGCCUGAUAUAGACCUGAAUCUGAAAGGACCAAAAUUGAAAGGAGAUGUUGAUGUUUCAGUUCCAAAAAUUGAAGGUGACCUUCAUACACCAAAAGUGGAUAUUAAAGGACCUGAUAUGAAUAUUGAAGGGCCAGAUGUUAACAUUGAAGGACCUGAAGGUGGAUUCAAAAUGCCCAAAUUUAAAGUGCCUAAGUUUGGAGUAAAGGGGCCCAAAUUUGGAGGUCCAGAUAUAGACGUGAACUUACCUAAAGCAGAUAUUGAUGUCUCCGGUCCAAAGAUAGAAGGUGAAAUAGAAGGUCCUGAGUUUGAGGGCCCAGAAGGAAAAAUUAAAGGUCCCAAAUUCAAGAUGCCACACAUUUCUGGCCCAAAUAUAAAAAUGCCCCACAUGGAUUUCAAUCUGAAAGGGCCCAAGCUUAAGGGAGACAUGGAUGUUACUGGUCCUAAAGUAGAAGGAGGCAUUGAAGGCCCUGAUGUUGACAUUGAAGGACCUGAGGGUAAAAUAAAGGGGCCAAAAUUCAAAAUGCCCAAAAUUUCAGGGCCGAACAUAUCCAUGCCUGACAUAGAUCUUAAUCUGAAAGGACCAAAAUUAAAAGGAGAUGUUGAUGUUUCAGUUCCAAAAAUUGAAGGUGACAUUCAUGCUCCAGAAGUAGACAUUAAAGGUCCUGAUGUGAAUAUUGAAGGACCAGAUCUUGAUAUUGAAGGACCUGAAGGUGGAUUCAAAAUGCCAAAAUUGAAAAUGCCGAAGUUUGGAAUAAAGGGACCUAAAUUUGAAGGUCCCGAUGUAAAUGUGAACUUACCUAAAGAAGAUAUUGAUAUAUAUGGCCCAAAGAUUGAAGGUGAAAUUGAGGGUCCUCACAUUGACAUUGAAGGCCCAGAAGGAAAAAUUAAAGGUCCCAAAUUCAAGAUGCCAGUAAUUUCUGGCCCAAAUAUAAAAAUGCCCCACAUGGAUUUCAAUCUUAAAGGGCCCAAGCUUAAGGGAGACAUAGAUGUUGCAGGACCCAAGGUAGAAGGAGAUAUCGAAGGCCCAGAUAUUGACAUUGAAGGACCGGAGGGUAAAAUUAAGGGGCCAAAAUUCAAAAUGCCUAAAAUUUCAGGACCAAACAUCUCUAUGCCUGAUAUAGAUCUUAAUUUUAAAGGACCAAAACUAAAGGGAGAUAUAAAUGCUUCAGUUCCUAAGAUUGAAGGUGAUAUUCAAGCUCCAAAAGUAGACAUUAAGGGACCUGAUUUGAAUAUCGAAGGACCAGAUGUUGACAUUGAAGGACCAGAAGGUGGAUUCAAGAAGCCAAAAUUUAAAAUGCCAAAGUUUGGAAUAAAGGGACCUAAAUUUGAAGGUCCCGAUGUAGAUGUGAACUUACCUAAAGGAGAUAUUGACAUAGCUGGGCCAAAAAUAGAAGGUGAUAUUAAAGGGCUUGAUGUUGAUAUAGAAGGACCUGAAGGGAAAAUCAAAGGACCGAAAUUAAAAAUGCCUACAAUAACAGGACCAAAGAUAUCAAUGCCUGAUAUUGACCUUAACCUGAAAGGUCCAAAGCUAAAAGGAGAUGUUGAUAUUGACUCUCCAGAUAUUAACAGUGAAGGUUUGGAUUUACAUCUCCCAAAACUGAAGCUUCCUAAAUUUGGCAUAUCUGGGCCAUCUGUGGGAGGGCCUAAGUUUGAUGCAAGUGUGCCUUCAGCAGACCUCAAACUUUCUGGUCCCAAGGUUGAAGGUGACCUGAAGGUUAAAAGUCCUAAUGUUGAUCUUAAGGGACCGAGUGCUGAUGUAAAUAUCAGUGCUCCUGAUGUUAAUAUUGAAGGCCCAGAUAUUAAAAUGCCAAAGGUGAAAAAGCCAAAAUUUGGAUUUGGCUUCAAAGGUCCUAAGGCAGACAUGAAAUCUCGCUCUGCUGAAAUACCAACGGCUGAGGCUGACAUCAGUGUUGACAGCCCUGAUCUUGAUGUUGACAUUAAAGGGAAGAAAGGAAAAUUUAAGAUGCCAAAAAUGAAGACAAAAGUCAAAAAGCCUGAUGCUAGUAUUGAUUUAAAAUCACCCGAUGCCGACAUCACUUUUGACACCCCGGAUGUUCAUUUAAAACCUGCAAAGGGAAAGAAGGCUUUUUUUGGCAAAAUCAGUUUUCCUGAUGUUGAAUUUGACAUAAAAUCACCAAAAGUAAAAGGUGAUGCAUAUGUUUCAGGGCCCAAAAUUGAAGGGGACCUAAAAACACCUGACAUUGAAUUGCCAUCAGCAAGUAUUAAAACUGACAUACACACACCAGACAUUGAGGGUCCUAAUGUCAAAGGCAAAGGUCCCAAGUUAAAAAUGGGUGAUUUUGAUAUUAACCUGAAAGGACCUAAAGUAAAGGGAGAUAUGUCUGCACCAAAACUUGAAGGAGACAUCACAGCUCCAGGUCUUGAUUUGAAAAUGGAUGCUCCCGAUGUCCGUUUUAAGGGUCCAAAACUAGAAACAGGAGGUGAUAUUAAGCUGAAAGGUCCAAAAAUAGACAUUGAGACUCCAAAAUUGUCUGGAGACUUAGGAGAGCCUAGUAUUGACCUGAAAGGAGCAGAUUUUGAUAUUGAUGGUGCAGAAGGCAAGAUAAAGGUUCCUAAAAUCAAGCUGCCAAAGGCAGACAUUAAAGCACCAAAGAUUACGCUCCCAGAUUUGGAUAUUAACCUUAAGGGGCCCAAAGUCAAAGGAGAUUUUAAUAUGUCUGGGGAUGCUCAGAUUCCAAAUUUACAGACUGACGGAGGCCUUGAUGUUUCUGGAGACAUGAAAGGACCAAAGAUUGAUAUUGAAGGCCCCAGCAUGAACAUUGCAGGUCCAGAAGGAAAAAUCAAAGGCUCUAAGGUUAAAAUGCCAACAUUAGAUAUAAAUGUCCCAAAAAUAUCUGGCCCAGAUUUGGAUAUUAACCUCAAAGGUCCCAAAGUCAAAGGAGACCUUGACUGUUCAGGGGAAAUUAAAGUUCCAAAAUUAGAGGUCCACAAGCCUGACAUAGAUGUUGAAGGUCCUGAAGAAAAAUUUACUGGUCCUAAUAUAAAACUGCCUACAUUUGGAAUCAAGGGUUUUGGUGGUUCUAAACUGGAAGGCCCAGAACUUGACUUGAAUGUAAAAAGUCCAAAAGGAACCUUAUCUGGUCCACAGGUUCAAAGUGCUGUGACUGUUCCAGAGGGAAAUGUAAGUGUCAGUGCACCAGAUCUCAAAAUUGAAUCUGAUGCCGAAUUGAAAGGUGGCAAAUAUAAAAUGCCAUCAUUUGGUAUUUCAACGACUAAACCUGAUUCUGACAUAAAGUUGAAAAGUCCGAAAGUAAAAGGAGACUUUGAUAUUUCGGGUGAUGUAAACACGAAAAACCUUGGAGCAGAAAUAAAAGGUCCAUCUGUGAAUAUGUCUGCUCCCCAAUUGUCUGGUCCUGAACUUGAGGUGUCUGGUGGUGUUAAAGGAGGUUUUGGAAUGGAACAAUCUCAUUUGUCAGGUCCAAAAGUAGGUCUCUCGGGCCCUAGCAUUGAAGGGGGGUUCAAAGGGCAGAAAGUUGAUAUAAGUGUUCCAGGUGUAGAUGUAGAUGUUGGUGGGUUUGAUCUUGAAGGAGAGCUUGGCAAAGUUGCUAUUCCAAAAUUGAAGCUGCCCAUGUUUACAGCAGGAGGACAAGAAAAGGCAGUUGAUGUAGGUUCUGCAGAGAUGCAGAUGGGCAUAGAAGCAGGUCAGAAGAAAAAAAUUGAAUUGAAAGGUGAGGGCAUGGCAGGUAUAGAUAUUAAAGGCCCCAAAGUGAGUGGGCAACUUCCUGGAAUUGAGGUCAAAGGAGCUGAAAUCAAGAGUGGAGGAAAGUCAAAAAUUAAAAUGCCAAAGUUCUUUCAUAAAUCGAAGGCCAAGGGCAGUGCACCUGAUAUUAGCACAGAGGGUGCAGAACUGGAUAUAUCAGGUGGAGGGAGUGGUGCAAAAGGCUUGAAAGGUAGCUCAGGUUCUGUUGAAAUGAAAGGCUCUAAACUGUCAAUGGGUCUAGAAGGAGAGGUGGGCGGCCCAAUUUCACCUAAGUCGAAAUCUGCCUCAUUAGAUUUAUUCAAAAAACACAGACAUCGAUCAUCCUCGCUUAGUGAUGAUCCCGACUUAGCUAGUCCAUCCUCCCCCACAGGUCACCUUGAAGCUGAGGCAGGGGGGCUAGUCAUGGAAGGAGGUAAAGUGAAAGGAAAGAAAAGCAAGCUUAAAUUUGGCACCUUUGGAGGUUUUGGCUCUAAAUCCAAGGGAUCCUACGAAGUGACAUUUAGUGACGAGGAGUCAGGGAAAGCGCAAGGUAGUGGAGUUUCACUGUCCUCUAAAAAGUCUCGUGUCUCAUCAACAUCAAGUAGUGACAGUGGCACAAAGUCAAGCUUGAAACUCCCUAAAGUAGAAUUAGCUGUAUCACCAAAAAAAGAAUAGAAUUUGUAUAUAUGAUAUAUGCUUUUUUGUUUUUCUCAGAGUUUGUACAUAAAUAAACUUUUAUUGAGCAUAGUUCUUUUACUCUCUAGAGGCUCACACAUGCAAUACAAUAGCAUGAAAUCAAAGAUUUGCUGUGAUCUGGAAAGAAUCAGAAAAUGAGUGGUUGGUUUUGUUUAUAAAAGGAGAACUAUUUUUGUAUGGAAAAUGUAAUCACAUUUCAAACUAAUAGUAACAGCAAUUAAAGUCUACAGAUAAUUCUUUAAGUUUGCAUUAACAAGCUUAGAGCAAUAGUUUUUUUAUUCUUACUGAUUGUUUUCAGUAUUGGUAAAGGAGGGCUUUAGGCACAUGUAAUCCUUAGGCGACCUUCCUUAGUGUUUAUUCAGUUUAGAGCUUAAUUUUUAUUGGGGCUGUUUUUUGUUUUUUUUGUUUUUGAUUUUGUUUCUGUUGUAAUAAUGCUUAGAUUUUCUAAAAAAAAAAAAAAAAGGAAACCAUGUCUGCUGUGUAAACUUAGUACAUCUGUGGUACACGUGCUUGAAGACUGUAGUCUAAACUGGAUUUCAGUCAAACCCUGGAAAAAUAGAUAAUUCAAAAUUUCAUAUUAAAGGUCUUUUUAAUGUAAAAAUGAAUGUAGAUAGACACCAUUUGAUUUUUAAAAAAUUUUUAACUGAGACUUCGCUAGCGUGCUGUACCUCAGAUGUGUUAAUAAUUUCGGUCAAUGGCCAAUGUAUUAUAUAAUUCACUUCUUUGUAAAACAAGUAAGCCUUUCUUUUUUCAAAGUCUUGUUGCUAGAAACGUCCAAUUACCUUUUUGUCUCUUCUGCACUUUAAUAGAGAAAUGUGGUAAUGUAAAGAGUGGCCUUUUAAAUAAAUAAAAACAAAUAAACUGUU